AUGGAGAAUAAAGAUAAUGUUGAUAACAAUAACAAUGAAUUUUCUGAUAACAAUGAUCGAAAUGUGAAGCAACCCAAAGUGAAUCAAGAUUUGAAGAAAAAAAAAAGAUUGCUAAAUCGUGCUGAAAAUCAACUUAUGGAUAAUACAAUAUCAGCUGGUGACGAUCAUAUUCAUGAUCAACAUGAAUAUCCUAAUGAUUAUGUAGACGAUGAUGAAGAUUUCGGGUUAGCUGAUCAUGAUUCUCUACAUAAUAUCGAUUUUCAAAUAGAUGCAGAACACAAAAAUGAGUUCAUUUAUGAUGAGGCAGAUGAGACUAUAGCCGAUAAUAAUAUUGAUCUACAGAAAGAACAAUCUCAUGUUACACAUGAUUAUGUUUCUCCUGGUGGCUUAUCUUAUUGGAUUCCUGUUGUUUCGGACCAUAUCAAAACUAAAAUCAAAUAUGAUAUGGUUUUCGUACCGUUCACUAGGAUAGAUAACCAUAAGAAAUGUGUCACUUUUGAUGUUGUACUUUUGAGUAGAGAAUAUGGUACUUCUUAUUCUUGGCUGCUUAGAGCAUUCUUGAAAACAUUAAAAAAACAACUUACGCUUGUUCUUACGGAUCAAGAUCCAACUUUAAACAAAGUUGUAAAUGAAGUUUUUCCAAUGUCACCACACAGACGUAAUCAAUUAGUCAAUGACUUUAACACUGCUACAACAGUUCCUAGAUUCAUCACAUCUAGUCCGAACAAACCACAUGCUUCAAAGGUCUACACUCGUAAAAAAAAUUAUCAGGCUCAGAAAGAGAUUUCAGAUUCUGAUAAUACUUGUUUCCAAAUGAGUGUUACUUCUUGUAAUGGUAUCGACACUAUUAUUGUAUUGGAGAAGCAAAAGAACAUAAGCACAGUGAAACCAUCAAGUCCUGUUGGUGAUGACAAUCUUUAG
Molecule: messenger RNA, 921 nt
Organism: Lactuca saligna
Lineage: Eukaryota; Viridiplantae; Streptophyta; Magnoliopsida; Asterales; Asteraceae
Source: the annotation of a GenBank genome assembly